This is a messenger RNA of Geodia barretti, 585 nucleotides long. NCBI's taxonomy places the organism in Eukaryota, Metazoa, Porifera, Demospongiae, Tetractinellida, Geodiidae. The record is from the annotation of a GenBank genome assembly.
AUGGAAGCAGUUCUCGGUCAAGGUGACUGCGAUUUGGUCGGUACCGACCAUCAACACGGAGCCGCAAAUGAAGAUAAACUCGUUGAAUUUUGUGCUAUGGCGAGUGAAUUCGAUGUAGGCGUGCAGCUCCGUAUCAAACAUACCCGCCACGCGUAUCUCAUCGGCAAUCUGUUGGAUCUCGGUCCCCUCGCGAUUGUCGUGCCGCAAGUCGAGAACGUCGAAACGGUGGACGAGGCAAUUAACGCAUUCUACUAUCCUCAGAUGGGAAAACGGAGUUGGGGUCCCAGCAGUGGUUACGGUAUCAAAGGCGGCAUGGACCGUCUUGCGUAUGCCGAUUGGUGGAACAAUACCGGCAUUCUCAUCUUACAGAUUGAAUCUGUUGAUGCCGUGAUUAACGUCCGUAAAUUCGCAAAACCGGGUGUGGAUAUGGUAACCUUCGGUGAGAACGACCUGAAUUUUAGUAUAGAAUCAUAUCCGAGUUCCCCGUUUCAGAACCUUCAAGAGUGCAUUGCGCACGUGCAAACGCAGUUGGCAGAUACACACGUCAAAGUAGGUGCUGGGAGUUCGCCAUCGGGUUCACUGUAA